GAGAAGAAUACAGAAGAAAAUUCACAUUUCAAUUUUCACCAUGAAUUCAUCAUCGAAGUCAAAGAGCAAGAAGAAACAGGCACAAGCGCAAGACGGUACAUCAACGGCAGAAGGCGGCGGCGUCAAGUUCUUGGGAGUAAGACGGCGGCCGUGGGGAAGAUACGCAGCAGAAAUUAGAGACCCUUCAACUAAAGAAAGGCAUUGGCUAGGAACUUUCGACACUGCUGAAGAAGCUGCUUUGGCUUACGACAGAGCUUCCCGUUCCAUGCGUGGCCUUCGAGCUCGCACUAACUUUGUUUACUCUGACAUGCCUGCUGGCUCUUCUGUCACCUCUAUCAUUUCCCCUGAUGAACAACACAAUAAUAACUUCUCUUCUUUUCUCCAUGUCCCUCAACCUGCUGACCACCACAAUCUCCAAGCCAUCUUCAACCAAGAUUCGAACUUUGACUCCCAUUUCUCUUCCGGGUUCCAAACCAUGCCUCACGAUCAUCACACUAACUUGAAUUACAAUUAUCAACAGCCAGUCAUUGACAGCACAGCCAGUUCUCAUGAGCUUCCUCCAUUACCUUGUGAAAUAUCAGAUUUUGGCAUGAAUUCUUGCUAUGAUUUCAACAGCAAUCUGACGGGGUUCUCUGAUGAUCAUCAGAUGACGUUUACAAGCGGGUUUGAUGAUACAAUGGGAAGUGGAAGUGGGUCGUAUUUUGGGUUUGAUUCUAGUGAUCAGUAUGUUCACAGCCCGCUAUUCAGCAGCAUGCCGCCGGUUUCUGAUACGGUUCCAGACGGUUUUCAUUUGGGAUCAUCUUCUUAUUUCUUUUAAAAAUGUUGAUAAAAUGUUUGUAAUGUGUCAUCCUGCUUAAGAUUGAUGUCUUUUUUGGUUUAUGUUUUCAUGGUUUCCUGUGAAA
Mangifera indica (mango) is the source of this 902-nucleotide messenger RNA. RefSeq names its product ethylene-responsive transcription factor LEP-like. The transcript has a single exon. NCBI's taxonomy places the organism in Eukaryota, Viridiplantae, Streptophyta, Magnoliopsida, Sapindales, Anacardiaceae. Gene Ontology annotation, molecular function: DNA binding; DNA-binding transcription factor activity. Gene Ontology annotation, biological process: regulation of DNA-templated transcription. The record is from RefSeq and is a predicted model, not a curated record. Bases 41 to 817 code for a protein of 258 amino acids.